AUUGUUCUGCACCUCUCAGGUAUUAAGGAGAAAAAAAUGAAAUAUAAUGCUAGAGCAAGUAAAACCUUGGGAAUUUAAACUCUGGUUUGAUAUUUCUGGCUAUUAUGUUGUUAUCUUGACAACACUCUUUGUUUGCAUAUUAAUAGCUCUCUACAUUGCCAACUAUUUCAAGGGCGACAAAGACGUAUACAAAAUGGACAAGGAAGACAAUAUUUAUAAGCGGAAAGAAGACAAUGACAAUGAAUCAAAUGAUGAAGAGUCAGAGCUUUCAAGUGCGGAUGAUGCUAACAUAGAUUUUGGAAGCUCGGUCAACUAUAGUAACCUAGACCUAGUAGGUAAAUUUCAAGCCCAACAUUUUAAUAUGGUGAAGAAGCUUACGCCCAGUCAAAUGGAGGAGGAGCGUCGCAUUGAGCGUGAGCAGCUAGCUGCGAUAUUUGAACUUUUACGCAAGCAAGAAGCGGAACUGAAUCUUAAGGAGCGAAUUAGCGACCAAGAACUAAAAGACCAAGUCCGAUUAUACCGUUAGGCUGUAUGUAAGAAGUGGAGCAUUCCUGUCUCAUUAAAUUACGUACUUAUAAUUAACCAAAGUCAUAUGAUAAUCCAAAUACUUGUUGUUGCUGUGUAAAUAUGUUUGUUAAUGUAAUACCAAUGCUAGCAAGUAGCUUUAGGUAAAUGUGUUAUAUCUUAAAACAAAUAAGUAUGUUCUAAAGUAAAUGAAAUGUGCUUGCAACCUACAACUAUUUUAAAUGU
Molecule: messenger RNA, 750 nt
Organism: Drosophila busckii
Lineage: Eukaryota; Metazoa; Arthropoda; Insecta; Diptera; Drosophilidae
Product: matrix-remodeling-associated protein 7
Exons: 2
Coding region: 47-526 (159 amino acids)
Source: RefSeq, a predicted model, not a curated record